Messenger RNA from Symbiodinium pilosum, 1344 nucleotides. The record is from the annotation of a GenBank genome assembly. NCBI's taxonomy places the organism in Eukaryota, Dinophyceae, Suessiales, Symbiodiniaceae.
AUGGCAACAGGUCACUUAAACGUGCAACAUGGUCUCUGCUGGGAGCUUUGGCUAGCAUGGGUGGCGGUUAUGCUCUCCAUUUCGCUGAUUCAAGCAUUCUACUUCACAGUUUGCCUGCCUGCAGAAGCCCGUCUGCCUGGAUGGGGAUUGGCCAUCGUCAUGCCUGUCCUGCCAGUUCUGGGCGAGCCACUGGACAUCUUCAAAGACUGGCUGUUCAUUGGUUUAGCAUUAUCGCAGAGGACCUGGCCCAGUGUCAUGAUGGCUGGCACAGGUGUUGGCAUCCUCAUCGCCUCAAACGUCUACAUGCUACGAUACCAUCCAAAAGAGCUGGCUGCAGGUCUGCUUCCUGUCCGAGCUGUGGGGCUGAUUGCAUGGUCUGGGCGCCCACCAGAAAAUCUGAUGAUGAAGCAGACCUCCCCCGCGAAGCUGGCAGUGGCCAUCACAGAGGACCUGCCUCAGGCAGGCCUUCAGUCACUCUUUGUGCUAGUCUAUGGAGGUUCCCCGAUUCAACACUUCUUUAUCAUCGUCUCUGUGCUGAAGGCUUUGGCAUGCCUGGUCUUGCGGGCGACCAUCAUGCAGAACGAAGGCCGCUUCGGGGAUGCCUACGAGGCGCUAGUGGUUUACUACCGUUUGACGUGGACGCUUGCGAGAACAGUCUUGGGUGAGAACAGCACGUUUGCCUUGGAGGCUAGGCACAACUUGGGGAAGUCGCUUAGCGACCUCGGCCGCCAUGCGGAGGCCCUGGACGUGUUCAGGGAUGUGCUGAAGCUCGCCUUCCACGCCGAAGCUUUGGAUGUCUUCAGGGAGGUGCUGGCUGCAAAGCAGCAUGCCCUUGGGCCCACUCACCCAGACACACUGAGAGUUCAGGCGAGCGUUGCCAUCUCCUUGCGGAAGAAUGGCCGCCUUUCCGAAGCUCUGGAUGUGCAGAGGGAGGUCUUGUCUACACAGCAACAAUGCCUUGGACCUACGCACCCUGACAGUCUGAGAACAGAGGGCAACUUUGGACUCUUGUUGGUAGACUUGAAGCACCAUGCUGAAGCUCUGCAUGUUUUGCAAGAGGUGCUCGCUGCCAAACAGGAGGUCCUGGGACCUACUCACCCCUCCACUCUGGCAACUCAGCUAGGACUUGCAACAUCACUGACGGAGCUGGAUCGCCAGACUGAGGCCGCGGAUGUUUUGAAAGAGGUGCUGGCUGCUCAGCAGCAGGUUCUGGGCUGCUCUCACCCUGCCACUUUGGAUACCCAGAACAGCCUUGCUGAGUUGCUCAGCGGUCUUUGUCGAGUUGAAGCCGAAGCUCUGAGAGCUCAAGUUGAAGGUACGUUUGAUUCUCAUGAUCCUGCAUGA